AUGAGGGAUCGGCCCGUCAUCAGCAUCGAAAAUUACACCAUAUACUGCGGCGAUGCUGAUGAGAACAAAGUAGGUGGCUGCGCGAUAGCUGUGAGGAACGAUUACAAGAACCUGGUGGAGGAAUUUGGCUCAACGUCGUCUAGAUGCGCCUUUCUACGACUGCGGGAUCGCAGAGGACGUAAACUCUGGAUCGUAAAUGCUCACGCACCUACGGAAACCGCUGAGGACAACAGUAAGGACGACUUCUAUGAUGAACUCAAUGCGUUGAUGUCUAAAAUACCAAGCCAGCAGGUGGUCAUUGUCGGGAUCGACGCUAAUGCGAAGAUGGGACUCGAACAGCAAUCCGAUGUGCUAGGAAAUGGUACUAUGCAGCGGAGCGCACGUCGGACAGCGGUGACCGUCUGGUCGACUUGUGCGAACAGACGGGCCUCAUCAUCGCUUCCACGUUUAAGAGGAAUCAUCAACUCCAUCAGCUCACGUGGCAGGGGUUAA
This is a messenger RNA of Necator americanus (New World hookworm), 492 nucleotides long. RefSeq lists its product as uncharacterized. The transcript has a single exon. Bases 1 to 492 code for a protein of 163 amino acids. The record is from RefSeq and is a predicted model, not a curated record. NCBI's taxonomy places the organism in Eukaryota, Metazoa, Nematoda, Chromadorea, Rhabditida, Ancylostomatidae.